Molecule: messenger RNA, 561 nt
Organism: Lindgomyces ingoldianus
Lineage: Eukaryota; Fungi; Ascomycota; Dothideomycetes; Pleosporales; Lindgomycetaceae
Exons: 3
Coding region: 1-561 (186 amino acids)
Source: RefSeq, a predicted model, not a curated record
AUGGCCCCAACACCAUGCGGCGUAGGUCAUGAGUUGGCGGGAGGCGGUAUGGUAGGAGACAUUUUGCCUGCGCCUUGUACCUAUGCCGGGCCUAAAUCCUCCUUGAUUCGUGAGAUAAGACCUGUCAAGAUCUUCGAACUGGAACAUGGAUUGGCGGGAGCUCACUUUGGAACGGAAUUGGAGCGCGGAAUGAGGGGGUGGCGAGGCGCAGAGGAGAGAUUGUCACCAAUCAGCGUUAGCCAGUUAAUUAUCCUCUCUUCAACUUGGAACAUCUUUCCUACAGAGUUUUCGAUUGAGAUUAUCAUACAGGAACAUAUGCAGAAGGAUGAAGUAAAUACUACACCCGCUCACCCAGUCUCGAAAAUGGAUAAGAAUAGAGUCGUUCAGUUGAACUUUGUUGCGGAAAUCAGAGAGAGAGAGCACUCACAGGAUGCAACUUUCUGCCCUAAAUUACCAAUUUCAUGUUCAACACUAGGCCACAAGAUGUGGUACAACCCUAACCAGUUGUAUGCAUCUUCAUUCUCCGUUUCUCAUUGCUUUUAUUCUUCUUGGACCUUGUAA